AUGGGAGCGUGGUGCUUCCGAUCAGCAAAAGUCCACGGUGGCGGCGUCAAAGCUUCAUGUAAUUCCGAACCAGAUAUCGAAGCAGCAAUAAUCGGUAGCGUACUGGUUUUCGCUAAUCCGAAUUCCGGAUCUGGUAAAGCCAUGAGAACAUUCCGUGAACGUGUUGAGCCCCAGCUGCGAAAGAACCACAUAGAAUUUGAGCUUAUCAUUACAAUUACGUUUGUACGUGGUUUCACUAGCUUCUUUCUUUUUUUGAUAUUCUUCCUUUUUCACCGGUCUGUCAUUUUAGAUGGGUCAAAUCAUGCGAAAUCUGUGAUCCGCUCUCACAAUGAUCUCGGCAAAUUCAACGGAAUAGUCAUUUUAUCUGGUGAUGGCCUCGUGUCGGAGGUUCUGAAUGGACUCUUUGAGCGUGAAGAUCGCACCAGUAUCGUGCCAUCUAUGCCAAUCGGCGUCGUUCCAUGUGGAUCCGGCAACGGCUUGCUCUCGUCGUUGUUCUUCAGUCAAAAUGAGCCGUUAGUAAAUCCGAAAUUCACGAACCGCGCAAUCGAAGUUUGUUGCUCUCCUGAAUCUCGUGCUCAACCUGUGAAUCUACUCCAUGUGCAAACUGACAAAGAGAAUAUCGCAGCAUUCCUCAGCAUCGGUUGGGGUCUCAUAGCUGAUAUUGGUGAGUAUACUGAGGAUAAAUAA
Messenger RNA from Angiostrongylus costaricensis, 687 nucleotides. The record is from the annotation of a GenBank genome assembly. NCBI's taxonomy places the organism in Eukaryota, Metazoa, Nematoda, Chromadorea, Rhabditida, Metastrongylidae.